This is a messenger RNA of Haliotis rubra (blacklip abalone), 2867 nucleotides long. RefSeq names its product sulfotransferase 1A1-like. Gene Ontology annotation, molecular function: sulfotransferase activity. Gene Ontology annotation, biological process: sulfation. The annotation marks the transcript as partial. The record is from RefSeq and is a predicted model, not a curated record. Gene Ontology annotation, cellular component: cytoplasm. The transcript has 4 exons. NCBI's taxonomy places the organism in Eukaryota, Metazoa, Mollusca, Gastropoda, Lepetellida, Haliotidae.
GUACACACUGGAUAUGGAGCUGUCACGACUCUCUUGGCAGGCAAGCUGGACAAAACGGACAUCGACAAGACAUCGACCAUGCUGGAACUGUCGGAUGAGGAGAAGUACAAAGACCUCCCAUCUCCCAGACUCCUCAACUCCCACGCACCGUUAGGUCACCUGCCAGACGAGGUCAAGGUCAAGAAACCAAAAAUUGUGCACGUCAUUCGCAAUCCCAAGGAUGCCAUUGUUUCUUAUUUCGUGUUUUUGAAAAAGAUGGGCAUCAACGACUACCAUGGGAAGUGGGAGAACUAUGUUUGUCCUGCAACAGAGGGGAGAUUUGAAUAUGGUUCCUGGUUCGACCAUUUGAAGGGGUGGGAGGAAGUGAAGAAAACUACCGACAUUCCCUUCCUGACACUCUUCUAUGAAGACCUUAAAGAGGACACAUUCAGGGAGGCUAAGAAGUUGUGUGACUUUCUGGGCGUAUCAAGGAGUGACGACUACAUCAGACAAGUGUGUGACCACUGCGACUUUGACUCCAUGAAGAAAGUCAAGGCUACAGCCGAGCUAACUGGCAAGGUUGCUUAUCGGAAAGGUGUAGCUGGUGACUGGAAGAACUGGUUCACUGUGGCCCAGAACGAGUGGUUUGAUCAAUAUUAUGCUGAACAAAUGAAAGAUUGCCCCGUGAAGGUUCGAUUUACUCUUGAUUAGGCAUAUUAUGUUGCCUGCAGAUGCCAUGGCUAUCAGGGUGAGGGUGGCACAUUCUGUCGCUAACAUCUUGUAGCUGCAAGCAUUGUAUUAAUCAGAUCAAGUUUUAUAUGUUGUUGGACACAUUGAAACAUUGCUUUUUAUAUACAUGAGCUCCUAUACCGCAGCAAACCAAACAAAGUUGUACUUCCCUUAAAGGAUCAAAUGAUAUUUCCACCAUGAACAGUUGUCGAUAAUGUUUCUGCAAGACGGCUUCAAGCACGCCUUGUGUUUCCUGUUCACAGAGGUGUAUCAGUUGAGUGGGAAGAAUGUCAUGGAAUGUGUAAUGAAAAUCAAAGGACCACAACUGUUCCAUGUAACUACGGGAAGAGCUAUAUUUGCGGGCACCUUGUAUCAUCACUAUUCGACAGUGCUUCAUACAUACAUGCUUAGAUACAGUCGGAGUCACACACUGGACCCACCCUAUGGCGAUUUCUUAUAAUUAUGCCAUUUUGUUUAUGUUAUUUAUGGUCAUAUUGCCUGUUGAUGUUUAACAAGUAGUUAAAUAUUUAUCAUAUAUUGAGAAGUGUAUGCAAUUCAUUUCAGAACCGUCCUACGUUAUCGUUGUAUAGUGUGUUUAUGAGAACUCAGUUUAGUUUUUACGAAUCGUAUUCCAUUGCCAGUGUUGAUUUUCUUUAACAGACGCCUAAAUAGAGAAGGAAAUUUGCAAUGAGCCAUCUUUUGUUUUGUUUUCAGACAUGUUUGCGUUUGUACGUUCAUAUAUUCAUGAAUGUCAAUGGACAAUCUUUAAAUGCCCUUGUGGAAUAUCUUUAUUUUACUUAUAAUGAAGCAUUGUUGGAGGUAAGCAGAUGUUACUACAUUGGGUGUGCUGGAGUAUUGUGAGUACCACAGUUUGGUCAGGGUAGGCACCUAGUAUAAUUACAACAAUUUGAUGGUGCUUUAUAUACACAACAUGCUUAUGAUAUGGUCAGAAUGGUACACUAGAGUACCACAGUUUGGUCAGGGUAGGCACCUAGUAUAAAUUACAACAAUUUGAUGGUGCUUUAUAUACACAACAUGCUUAUGAUAUGGUCAGAAUGGUACAUUAGAGCACCACGGUUUGGUCAGGGUAGGCACCUAGUAUAAUUACAAACAAUUUGAUGGUGCUUUAUAUACACAACAUGCCUAUGGUAUGGUCAGAAUGGUACAAUAGUGUACCACAGUUUGGUCAGGGUAGGCACCUAGUAUAAUUACAACAAUUUGAUGGUGCUUUAUAUACACAACAUGCUUAUGAUAUGGUCAGAAUGGUACAUUAGAGCACCACAGUUUGGUCAGGGUAGGCACCUAGUAUAAUUACAACAAUUUGAUGGUGCUUUAUAUACACACAACAUGCUUAUGAUAUGGUCAGAAUGGUACAACAGAGUACCACAGUUUGGUCAGGGUAGGCACCUAGUAUAAUUACAACAAUUUGAUGGUGCUUUAUAUACACAACAUGCUUAUGAUAUGGUCAGAAUGGUACACUAGAGUACCACAGUUUGGUCAGGGUAGGCACCUAGUAUAAAUUACAACAAUUUGAUGGUGCUUUAUAUACACAACAUGCUUAUGAUAUGGUCAGAAUGGUACAUUAGAGCACCACGGUUUGGUCAGGGUAGGCACCUAGUAUAAAUUACAACAAUUUGAUGGUGCUUUAUAUACCCAACAUGCCUAUGGUAUGGUCAGAAUGGUACAAUAGUGUACCACAGUUUGGUCAGGGUAGGCACCUAGUAUAAUUACAACAAUUUGAUGGUGCUUUAUAUACACAACAUGCUUAUGAUAUGGUCAGAAUGGUACAUUAGAGCACCACAGUUUGGUCAGGGUAGGCACCUAGUAUAAAUUACAACAAUUUUGAUGGUGCUUUAUAUACACAACAUGCUUAUGAUAUGGUCAGAAUGGUACAACAGAGUACCACAGUUUGGUCAGGGUAGGCACCUAGUAUAAAUUACAACAAUUUGAUGGUGCUUUAUAUACACAACAUGCUUAUGAUAUGGUCAGAAUGGUACAAUAGACCUUCAGCAAUUUUACUAUUUGGAAAUAAUUGUUUGUUGUCACUUGUGUCAGUUAACGUUGGGGUAUUUACCAGCUUGAAAGACUUGCUUCAUGUUCAUGUUAAACACAAAUUACUACAUUGUGUGACCUUUUUAAAUAAAGUCCAUGUGAAUUGA